AUGAAAGAAAAUAUAUAUAUGCGUAUAUUUAAGAAUUCACGUCAUAUGCUCACUCAGAAGACACUAAAUGACUUACGUAAAUGCGUCUCUGACAGACGGUGUCCUUCUCCAUUGUAUCAGAUAUCUCCUCAGCCACAUAAUUCAUCAUCAUCAUCCGUGAGUAUCAGUGACAGUUCGUCGUCAUCAUCAGUAUCAUCAUCAGCAUCAUUGUCAACUACAUCAAUGGCAUUAAUUGAAAGUAAACAGCAUAAUUCAGUGAUAGAAUAUAAUAAUGAUAAUAAAAAAUCAUCUACGGAUUUUUCACUUUCGAUUGAUUUUCCACGAUUAUGUACAAAAUCUGAUGGUGGUUUUUAUCUUAAUUUACCAAAAGAUGUUAUUUUACCUGAGAUUAAUAUUAAUAAUAAUAAUAAUAAUAAACGACAAGAUAACUGGAAUCAUCAUGAACACCUAAUGGAUGUGAUUAUUAUAAUUGUCAAUAGAAAAGGACAAGUAUUACACUAUGAAAGACAUUUUUCAAGUCAACACAAUUUAUGCUUGAAUGAUGAUAAUCAUGAUCAAUUACAUAAUUGGCGGAGUAAAAUUCAUGAUCUUGAUACAUCUAUUUGGGAGAAACAUUCAUCGAAAAUUUUCAAUGAAGCAUCACGAUGGUGUCGAGCACAAAAUGCUUUAAUCAAAUUAGACAAUGAGAAUGUUGUACCAACACCAACGCCAAUGUCAACACCUACUCCAGCCUCGGAUAGUGUUGUUAACAACAAUAAUGAUGAUGAUAUUGAUAGUUUUGAUGAUGCUAAUGCUGACAAUGAUGAUGUUAUUGUUGUUGGUGAACAGAUUUCAUCAAACAAUUCGAAUUCAAUCAUUUCUUCUAAAAAUCAUCAUAUUAAACGUCACUUAGUUGAUUGUCCUGUAUAUCGAUUAAAAUUGGAUCAAAAAUGGUACUAUGUGCAUACAUUCAGUUUACCUGUAUGGUAUAAUAAUAAUAAUAAUAAUUUGAAUACAAAUUUAAAAUCAUCAAUUUAUGAACCAUUAGUUGUUCAUUAUCACAAUCUACUCCGUGAAUAUGAUCCAAAUGGUGGUGGUGAAUUGACCCGUUGUUCAUCAAGUGCUGCAACACCUACUGCUUGUCUUAAAAAGCCUACUAUAACUGAAUCCAAACUGUCAACACUAUCCAACUGUCAUAGUCUGCACACAACUAAUACUACUACUGUUCCCAAGCACACAUGUAAAUCUUUAAAAUCUCUGUCUGUAUCGAAUACUGAUGAUAACAGUCGGAUUAUUAUUGAAGUAUCCAGUAGUAGUGGCGCUGGCAGCGGUGGUUGUGGUGGUGGUGGUAAUAUAUGUCCACAUAUGAAUUCACCGGAUUCCUCCUCCUCCUCCUGCUCAUCAUCAUCAUCGUCUACAACACGUGGUGGUGGUGGUGGUAGAACAUUGAUAUUCAAUUCUAGUCCUACAUCAACCUCAUCAUCGUCGUUGUCAUCUCAUAUUCUGCCACAUCAUCAUCAUCGGCGGCGUGGCGGUGUUUGUGGUGGUGCUUCCUCUUCGUCUUCUGGUCAUCAAAUACAUGAUGAGAUAUCAAUCAUUAAUAAUAAUAAUAAUAAUAGUAAUAGUAAUAAUAAUAAUAAUUCAUUACCUCUUCAUCAUCAACACUUACAUCAUCAUCACCAUCAUUAUGUUCGACAUCAUUCUGCAUCAUCAUCUAUUGAUGAAGAUGAUGAUGUUGAUGACGACGACGACCCAGCAAUUCAUUCACAUGAUCCCCAUCAUUUACAUCAUCAAAAUUCUAUGAUGGGAAAACCUUCUUGUCUAUUGGAUGAUACUGCUGCUGCUAUCACCAGUCAUCAAAGUCAGGAACAAAGAAAGAUCAAUGUUAUCAUAGAUGCUACUGGAUGGGACAAUUCAUUGACUUGUCAAUCAGCUGUUAAUCCUCCUCAAUGUUCAACACAUUUAGAUCCAAAUCAUCAUCGUCAUCAUCAUCAUCACCAUCAUCAUCAUCAUCCGCUUAUUCAUCAUACGAAUCCACAUUCACAUAAUAUUUAUCAUCCUUAUUGUCGGCAUAAUGAUAAAUCAACAAUUACAGAAUUUGUACCUACAUCGUCAACAGCAUCAGCGUCGUCAUUAUCACCGUUGUCUAUAAAGUCUGGAUCACCUGUCAACAAUAAUAUUACAAUGAGUGCUGCCUCAUCGUCUAGUAACAAUUCAACACUGUUGAGAAGUAGUAGUGAAUCAGGUGGUACACGUGUUGAGUCGACUAUUGAAUCAUCAAUUUCUGAUAAGAAGCAUCAUUCAUUUGAUAAAUGUCAUUACAAUAAUGAUGAUGGUGAUAAUAAUAAUAAUAAUCAUACUACUAAUAAUACCAAUACAAAUUUAGUUGUCGGUGAAUCUAGUUCUUAUUCCUGUGGAUUAUCUCAAAUUAAUGCAAAUAAUAAUUCUUGCCGAGAGAACAUCGUUAUUCACAAAAAUCCCACAUUGGAAAGUUUACAUGGAUCUUCGUCAAGUGAUACCAUGAAUCGUGGAGAUGGUGGUGGUGGUUUACAGCAAAGACCGCUUAAUAAAGAUCAAUAUGAUAGACGUGAGUCAGAUGAUAAAAUUCUAAUGCUACAGCAUCUUCUGCCUCCUGAAGCAAUACAAGAGAUUCGUCAAAUAUGGCAAGAGAUGAAUGCACAUAACAACAAUAAAUCAGACACUGACGUUCCAAUGACUUCUUCAAAAUCAUCAUCAUCAAAUCAAUUGACAGUUGCUGGUGCUGCUGCUGCUUCUGUUUUUGGCGGUGGCGGCGGUGGUGGUGGUGGUGGUGGUGGCGGUACAAGUCCUAAUCAUCAUCAUCACAAUUCAUUAAAUCUACGUGAACAUUUUGCUCGUCGUGUACGACAAGUGGUUAGACAAUAUCUUGGGCCUAAAGCAUUUGUUGCAGACAAUUUAAGUGAAACCGAUUCAUCCUGUAUGAAGACAACAAAAACUGCUGCUGGUGGUGGUGAUAAUAAGAGUCAACAACCGUUGACAUUUUUAUCCAAUAAUGAAUUACAUCAAGAACGUCGAACGACAAGUCCUGUAGUCAUUGACGGUAGGGAUAAUAAUAGUAAUAAUCUAACUUCGGUUGCCUCAGUCACUUCUUCCUCGACGCCAACGCCUACGAUAACUACUUUAUCUUCGCGUAUAUCAACUGCAUUGUCCAGUAGUAGUAUUAAUCCUAAUAAUAAUAAUAACACAACAUCACCUGGGAUUCUUUCAUCACCAUCGUCAACAAUGUCAUCAUUAUCACAAUCAAAAUGGAAUCAAAACAGUCCUACAGACAGUGUUACUGGUAUCGCCAGUGGUACAAAACAAAUAGCAUCAUCUACUGUUAUUUCUUCUAAUACUACAACAACUGCUAUUACUACAAUGAAUGAUGUCCCUAUGAUUGAAAAAUUAUCGCCGCCUUGUUCACGUGUAAACAAAUUAUCUCCUCUGUCUGCACGUACAAAUAAAGUAACAGAAGAAGAAAAACAAUCCUUAGCAAACCCGAAUCAUUUCAAUGAGACAUCAUAUAAUCCUAAUACUACUAAUAAUAGUAGUAAUAAUGAGUCUAUUGAUAAUUGUGAUUUAUCCAAACUAUCGAAUUCAUCACAAUGUUGUAUGCUUGAAUGGUUAUUAUCUGAAGAGGCUGAUCUGUGCAUUUUACCACCGUCAUUGUGUCAAUCAAAAGAUGCUGAUAAAUUACAACAACACCAACAACAACAAACAUCUUCUGGAAUCUCUCCAUUACCUUCAUCAGUUUACAAUUCGUCGAUUUCACCAUUGAAUAGUGCUAGCGGUGGCGCUGGUGGUAACAAUUCCAGUCAUGCACAAACUUUACAUUCACAUUCAUCUACAAUUAGUACAACAACAGGAAUAAUAACUCUAUCGACGGCAACACCAACACCAACAGAGAUUACCUGUAGUCCAAGUGGAUCUAUUUCAAGUCAUACAAAAAUCAAUACUACUGCUACUACUACAACUGAUGUACAACAAUUGAAUCGUCAAUUAUCAUUGAAUAAUGCUGCUAAUAAUUCAUCAUUAAUUACAACAGCUACAAUUACCACUAAUAAUAAUAAUACAGUUGUUAAUACUACUUGUAGUAGUGCUACAACUCUUACUCCUCCUUCUACUACUAAUCUGUUGUCUAAUUCAACAGUAAAUCCAACCUUUAGUGAAAUACGACGUUCUUCUCCUCAACCAAGAAGUGAAAGUCUAUUGGUGCGUUUACUACAUCCAACAAAAAAUCAUUCAGUUGGCCAUUCAGAUACAACCACUACUGCUUCUGCUUCUGCUACCACUGCCACUAUCCAUGAUGGAACUUCACCAAAAUUAGUCUGUUCAACAGUAUUGCCUCGUCCUGUUAUGACAGAUAUGCCAGAUUGCAACUCGUCGUCGUUAAACAACAACCCUGCUACUGUAAACGAGACAAGACAAUCAAACAAUCGGAAAUCAGAUUGUCGACUUAUCACUGCAUCACUUGACAAUUUAUACGAUACACCAUUGGUAGUGAGUACUAGUAAACGAUGUCGUAGUGGUCCAGCGACCACUCAGUCUAUUCCUUCUUCUUCUUCCUCUUUUUCAUUAUCAUCAUCGUCAUCGACAUCCUUCCCAUCAACUAGUUCAUCACAUAUAUCUCCUGGGAACAAGAGAACUCGACAUGCUUCACAAUUUGAAGAGAUGCCUAAUUCAAGAAAAAAUACUGCGAUAAACGACUAUAAAAGUAACAAUAAUAAUCAUAAUAAUAAUAAUAAUUCUGAUGUAAUACCUAGUCCACCGUUUACAUCAUUAACACAACUUCUGAUGCAAGAUUUCCCAUCAAUCACAGAUAUUAUGUCCAGUUCACCGGUAUCACUUGGUUCACCCAAGUAUACAACACCUGCUUCUUAUGGACAGAAUGAUUAUGCUAAAAUGAUGAGACCAUUUUCACAAGAAUCAAUGUAUGAUACUACUAAUACGACCACUACUAAUACUACUAAUACGACUACUACUGCUACAACGCCUACUACUAUGCUGUGUAAUUCAUCAUCGUUUGACAAUAAAGCGAUAACAUUUCUUCACACUGAUUCAUCAUCUUCUAUUGAGAAAUAUUCAAAUAAUCCAGAGUAUGAAUACAGUGAAAAGUCACAACCAAUCUCUUCAUGGUCUUCGUCUACUUGUGAAAGUAAAGAUAAAUAUGCGUCACACACAAUGACGAUGAUGAUGAUAGACAAACCAAUACCACCGUUGACUGUUGCUCCUACCCCUACUACUCCUACUACUACCUCCAAAAGUUCACUUCAUGCACAGUCUAGUCUCUGUCGACUAUUACUUGAUGCUCAAUUAGGACCAGAGGAAAUAUCUGAUGCUGUUGCCAGUGUUCAAAGUUCAGAACAAAAUUUUGCAUCAAUUAUCCGGAAUGAUAUGGCGUUCAACAGUUCCCUAUUGACGGAUAAUAGUCAUUCAUUUGAAGAAUUAUCUACAGCUAGUAAUAAUAAUAAUAAUAAUAAUAGUAUCAAUCCUAUGCAUAAUUAUCAGUCAGCAACAUCUCUACUAUCAUCAUCAAAUUAUUCUAUACCUCCAGCUGAAUGGAAUGAUAAUCAACUUGAACAAUUAAUUCUUGAGGCUAAAACUAAUUCUAAUGCUGGUAAUCUAUUAUUAUUAGAAGGAGAAGAUAGAUUAUCUUCGAAUACCACUACUACUGCUACUAUGGAUAAUAAUAAUGAUAAUAAUAAUACAUCUUCACGUUCAGAACGACAUCCAUCUACUUCAUCAAAAGUGAUCGCUGAAGAAGUGGAAAUGUUAUUCGAAGUAAUACAAGAAAAUGAAUUAGAAGCAAAUAAUCAUUCAUCACAUACAAUCACUGGUUGUGGUGGUGGUGGUGGUGACACUGGGAACUGUACAUCGUAUAUGAGUGAAUCACCAUGUUCAAAACGCUCACGAUUCUCAUCAUCCACAUCAAUAUCUGAACAUCAAACAGAAAUGAUUGGCGGUUGCGGUGGUGAUAUUGGAACUGGAAAUAUUAUUGAUGGUGAUAAUGCUGCUGCUUAUCGAAAUGAAAUUAAUUGGCAAAAUGAUGCGAAAGCUGUUGCACGUAUCUGUGAACAACUUCAACAAGGUUUAGUUUCUAAUAACAAUAAUCACAAUACUAUGACUACAUCAGAAUUGUCAGGAUAUUCUAGUAAUAAUACCAUUAUAAACAAUUCUUCGUCUACCUCUGCUGCUUGCUGCUGCCGCUUCUGCUGA
Messenger RNA from Trichobilharzia szidati, 6213 nucleotides. Lineage: Eukaryota; Metazoa; Platyhelminthes; Trematoda; Strigeidida; Schistosomatidae. The record is from the annotation of a GenBank genome assembly.